AUUCUGGAAGCCGCUUUUCGCGACCCCCAAAACACCGCCAUCAGCCUAGAGCCCUCCAAUGUAAACAAGGUCAUCAAGAGCGGGGCCUAUGAUGCUGAUCCGGAUUUGUAUUACACGAAAACCCAACUGUGGGACAUGGAGUACAACAAGGCACACAACCCAGGAAAAUACUUGCGGCACAUCUUGCGGCCAGGAAGUGUUCGCGUCUUCAAUGUGCGCAAGGAUGGCCCGAGAGAGAUAUUUGUCCGGGUUUCAGACCAAGCAACAUGGGUGGAUCCUUCCAAGUACAGCACAAUUAUCGAGCAAGUCUUUAUAGACAACGAAUCGCAGCGAGAAUUUUUCAUUGGUAUCCCAGAAGUCGAAGAUCCGGAGGGCAAGAGGAUUGUCACUGGACCUCAGGUGCUUUUCCACGUCGAGCACUCUGCCACUGGAACUGAAGACGAGCCGCUCAAUGUUUGGCGUAUUGUCCAUUUAGACAAAGAUGAAGAUGGAAAGAUUAAGGAGGUAUUUGCAAAGAUGGGGGCUUCGCUGUACCUUAGAGAAUUUAACGAGGUCUAUAUUCGCGAGGAUUUGGGCAAGAAGCUGAACCGAGUUUGA
Trichoderma asperellum CBS 433.97 is the source of this 597-nucleotide messenger RNA. RefSeq lists its product as uncharacterized. NCBI's taxonomy places the organism in Eukaryota, Fungi, Ascomycota, Sordariomycetes, Hypocreales, Hypocreaceae. The record is from RefSeq and is a predicted model, not a curated record.